Molecule: messenger RNA, 2945 nt
Organism: Pseudogymnoascus verrucosus
Lineage: Eukaryota; Fungi; Ascomycota; Leotiomycetes; Thelebolales; Thelebolaceae
Exons: 1
Coding region: 251-2614 (787 amino acids)
Biological process (GO): cellulose catabolic process
Molecular function (GO): carbohydrate binding; hexosyltransferase activity
Source: RefSeq, a predicted model, not a curated record
GCCGCCCCCCUUGGUGUCUUACCGCCGUGACUAUAACACGCCGCGGGAAUGACCUCCAAACUUUAAGUUCCCAGUCUCCGAGCCCGAGGUCGGACCGUGGAACGGACAUAAUCCGUGAAACCAUUGACGCGCUUAGCAAGGAUCACAAAACUUAGAUCUGUCAAAGUGGCCAUAAACUUUCUUAUAACCUCAACCGUCCACCUCAACAACCCUCGGUCUGGCAACUAUACCCCUCCUCCCAGAACUUACAAUGCUGCCUCUCGGUCCCUCCAAAGAUGGUCUCCGCUAUGACCUGUCAAGUCCAACCGCCAUGCCCAACGCAGGCGGCUUCCUCUGGAACCAGAAAAUGAUGAUCCAGAUCACCUGUCGCGGCUAUGCCACUGCACAGUUCAUGCAGCCCGAGCCGGCAAAGUACGCUCAUGCGCCCAAUCUGGAAGCCAAAACCUUCAUGCAGCCAGAACAAGACUACUAUUCACAUCACCCCGGCCGCUUCGUCUAUAUUAAGGACGAGGAGACGGACCAGCUGUUCUCCGCACCGUAUGAGCCUGUGCGCGGGCUUGUGGACAAGUUCUUGUUCUCAGCGGGCAAAAGCGAUAUUGUGUGGACGGUGGAGAAGUUGGGGAUUCGUGUGGAGAUGACGUUGGGCUUGCCCACGCAGGACGUGGUGGAGAUGUGGACGGUGAAGGUGACCAAUCUGUCCGGCCGUCCGCGCAAGAUCAGCGUCUACCCAUAUUUCCCAUUCGGCAAUAUGUCGUGGAUGAACCAGUCUGCAGAAUACCGUCCGGACCUGGGAGCCGUGGUGGGGACCAGCAUCACGCCUUAUCAAAAGGCGGAAGACUACUUCAAGAACAAGUUACUGAAGGAUAAAACUUACUUCCUGUGCGAGACGCCGCCCAACUCGUGGGAAACAGUGCAGAAGGUGUUUGAAGGCGAGGGCGGUCUACAUGCCCCCUCGGCGGUGAUGAAGCCAGAGCUGGGCGGUGGUGAUGCGCGGUAUGAAACACCCUCUGCUGCCGUGCAGUACCGCGAGACUCUGGAAGCCGAUGGCGAGCGUGAAUACCGUUUCCUUUUCGGGCCCGCGCUGGACGAUGCUGAGAUCCGCUCUAUGCGUGAGAAAUACUUGAGCAAAGAAGGAUUUUCUCAGGCCGCGAGCGACUAUGCCCGGUAUAUCGAGCUGGGGCGGGGUUGUCUGCAAAUCGAAACCCCAGAUAAAGAUCUGGACAACUUCGUCAACAACUGGCUGCCCCGUCAGGUGUAUUAUCACGGAGACGUGAACCGCCUGACCACGGACCCGCAAACGCGCAAUUAUCUCCAAGACAACAUGGGCAUGAACUUUCUCAAACCCGAAGUGGCACGCAAAGCUUUUAUGAUUUCGCUUGCUCAGCAAGACCUCGAUGGCGGGAUGCCAGACGGGAUCCUGUUGGCCGAAGGCGCGGAACUCAAGUAUAUCAACCAGGUCCCACACACGGAUCAUUGCGUAUGGUUGGCGGUUGCGCUGGAUUUGUAUCUUGCCGAGACAGCCGACUACGCCCUGCUUGAUGAGCAGAUUCCCGGCAUGCAUGGCGACAAUUACACUGCGUUUGAGCGAUUCGGCCGCUCAAUGGAUUGGUUGCUGGCAGCGCGCGAUGAGCGUGGUCUGAGCUACAUCGCUCAGGGUGAUUGGUGCGACCCUAUGAAUAUGGUAGGUUACAAGGGGAAGGGAGUAUCAGGAUGGUUGACGCUGGCCACCGCCUACGCGGUGAAUCUGUGGGCUACCGUUUGCGAACAGCAAGGCAAGUCUGAGCUCGCGACGAGCUACCGCGCCAGCGCAGAGGAAGUCAACGCAGCUGCCAACAAGUAUAUGUGGGAUGGGGACUGGUUUUCACGCGGCAUCACGGACGACGGCGUAGUCUUUGGGACCAAGGAAGACAAGGAAGGCCGCAUCUGGCUCAACCCGCAAGCAUGGUCCAUUCUCAGCGGCGCAGCCAGCGUCGAGCAGCGCGAAAAGAUGCUGCCACAGGUGGAUGAGCAGCUGAGCACACCGUAUGGUGUUGUCAUGUUUGCUCCCCCAUUCAGCGGUAUGCGCGAGGACGUGGGACGCGUGACGCAGAAGCACGCUGGGUCUGCGGAAAAUGGCUCCGUGUACAACCACGCGGCCGUCUUCUACAUUUACAGUCUAUACGGCAUCGGCGAGAAGGACCGCGCUUACAAGCUACUACGGCAGAUGAUCCCUGGGCCAACUGAAGAGGAUUAUUUACAGCGCGGGCAGCUCCCCGUGUUCAUCCCUAACUAUUACCGUGGCGCCUGGAAGGAGUUCCCAAGAACUGCGGGGAGGUCAAGUCAGUUGUUCAACACGGGUACAGUGUCGUGGGCUUACCGCUGUUUUGUCGAGGGCCUGUGCGGUCUGCGUGGUGAUGCGGAGGGGUUGUGCAUCGAGCCGCAGUUGCCAUCUGCAUGGGAUGCUAUCAAGGUGACACGUCUGUUUAGAGGCGCCACGUUUGUUUUGGAUAUCCGCCGCUCAAGCGAGGUGAAGGAAGUAAGGGUUACGCAAGGGGAGAAGGUCUUGCCAGAGGCGAGGAUUAGGAAUAUUCAGGCAGGCGAGAUUUAUGAGCUGUCGGUUCUCGUGCCGCAGUGAUAUGUGAUAUGUUGACGCCAACAUAUCGAUUGAUACCAAUCAACCACUGUGGUGCGACGGGAGUGCAAGGCUCUCACGAGAGGAGAGAAAGCGAGACUAGUUCGUUGGCUGAUGAGGGUAGCCCAUGUUGUUCGGGCGUACGUGUAUGAUACUUGAAUUACACGAUAAAGGGCGGGUUUUGUGAGAUGGCUAUUGCGAGAUGGGUUUUUCGAGAUGGGCUUCGAGAGGUAUAUAGAGAGAGAGCAAUGCGUAAAGUUUAUUUAUCAUCCUUGUUUAUUUUUCAACAUUUCGACCAUUUGCGAGAUGGAUUUUGCGAGAUGGGCCAUCGCGA